CAGAUACCUCCUCCCCGUGGUCUCUCUCACCACCGUUUACCGGUCCUGUGUUGGUGUGGUCACUCACUCACUCACUCAUUACCUCAUCGUCUGCUUACUUCCGCAUUGUGCGAUACACUUUUAAACAAGUCACAUCAUGUCUGUCGAGUUCCCUGUCUAUCAGAUUGACUUUUCGGCGGUAGCUGCGGGAAAACGCGUGGCCGCUACGAAACGGCGUAUUCGAUGGCGUUUUGGUUUCCCCAAUCAAGCCGCGCUCGCCGACGGUAAGACGGGGAUCGAAUGUCGAGGUGAAGAGCACGAAAUUGUGAUUGUUUGGUCCGUGACUUCCGGCAAGCGGCAAAUCAUCAUGGACGGUCGCGAAGUGCACUUUUCCAACACCCGAACGUCGCUCAUGGAUCACACUUGGUCCGGAAAGGGCAAUCACGUCAUGAAGGUCCUCUGCCACGCAUCGGCUCCCAUGUCGGCCAACCCCGGAUUCCGUCAGUACGACUUUUUCAUUGACGGACAAUCCUUCUUCCGCAUGCCCAAGGUCUACGAGCUCGGUGUCCGACCAGGCUCGAGCGCCAGUCCCCGCGCUCCCGCCGUGCGUUCGCCCUCGACGCUUUCGCAAGAAGACGCCGAGCUACAAGCCGCCAUUAACGCCUCUCUGGAGGAAUCACGGCGUCGUCUGGGGCCACGCGCCGGGAGUAGUGGAGGCGGAUCCCUGGCCCCGCCCGCGGCCGAUCUGCUCGAUAUGGGAGCGGAACCGUCGCCGGCUCCUCCCGAGGCCUACUCGCAGUCCAGUUACGACCAGGGUCAAGGGGGUCCGCCGCCGCCGCCGAAUUACGGCGCACAGUCGACACAACCAUCCUACUCGUACGGAGGUACCACGGUCGCACCCGGGGCGAACAGUAACCAACAGUUCUUGGCCUUGCCAUCGUCCAGUAACUAUCCGCCCCCGCAACAGCAACAGUACACUCAGGGACCAACAUCACCUCCGCAACAGCAACAAUACAACCAAGGCCCUCCACCUCCGCAACAGCAAUAUUACGACCAGUCGUAUGGACAGCAAUCCUUCCAGUCUUCUCAGGGAUACGGUUCGCCGGGGCCGUCCCCCAACGGAGGUGGAGAUCCGUUGGGUUUGCAUACGGCGG
Molecule: messenger RNA, 1133 nt
Organism: Phaeodactylum tricornutum CCAP 1055/1
Lineage: Eukaryota; Bacillariophyta; Bacillariophyceae; Surirellales; Neidiaceae
Exons: 3
Source: RefSeq, a predicted model, not a curated record